CGAAUAUUUGGUUUAUUGGGAGCGAGUGGUUGCGGAAAGACAACACUUUUGCGUCUAGUUUUGGGUCGACUCCGACCCAGCAAUGGAUUCAUCCGUGUGUUUGGCAUAAGACCCGGCAGUUCUAAGUCGACUAUACCGGGCAAAGGGGUCGGGUAUAUGCCACAAGAAACGGCUCUAUUCAAUGAGUUCACAAUAACAGAGAUACUCUACUAUUUCGGGACACUAUAUCACAUGGAUUUGAGUAAAAUUCGCGAAAGAAUUAUCCAUUUGAAGGAAUUGUUGGGUUUGCCUCACAAGGAGAGACUGAUCGGUCAGUUGAGUGGUGGACAACAGAGACUGGUGUCGAUGGCGGUCACUAUGUUUCACAAACCACCGCUACUUAUCUUAGAUGAGCCCACAGUAGGCGUCGAUUCCGUACUCCGGUGUCGUAUUUGGGAAUAUUUGGAGGAUAUGUGCAAAAAUGAUGGGACAACAGUUGUGAUAACAACCCAUUAUCUGGAAGAAGCGACCACUGCAUCCAAUGUGGCGUACAUACAGUCGGGCACACUAUUAGUGCAGUCAAACCCCAGAGACCUGUUAACCGCAUACCAGUGCCGAACACUUGAAGAGGCAUUCCUACAGAUUUCCAUCGAAAAGAAACACAAUCCAAAAGUAGAGUCAAUUGAUGGCCCAAAACCUCAACCAAAUGAACAAAAUAUGAAAAAUAGUCUUAAUUUAUGUUCGGAUCAGAAGAAGUUGAUUGAUUUGAAACACAUUAGAGCUCUUCUGUGGAGAAGUCAGAUAAGGAUCGCCAGAAAUCCCAUCAUUUUAGUGAUGUUACUGCUGUUGCCUGUCAUACAAAUAACACUGUUCUGUGUGUGCACUGGGGGUCAACUCAAUGCCAUACCCAUUGCCAUACAUGAGCCCCACUUUGACAAUCACUUAUCGCAUGAGUUCUUAGGACACAUCGACAGGAAAAUGAUUCGCGAAGACUAUUACAGAGACAAAGACAAAGCCAUCGAUUCGGUGAAGAGAGGGAAAGCCUAUUACGCGAUACUCUUCUCACAUAAUUUCAGUGAUAGUCUUGAGGCCAGAGUUCAGAAUCCAUACGAACUGACAGACGAAGAACUGGACGAAAGUCAUAUCAAACUGUACGCCGAUAUGACUAAUUCAGCCGUCAGUCCAUUCAUUCAUCACUCGCUUCUGGAGAGUUCGCAAAAGUUUUUGCAUAACUAUAUGUCAUCCCUGGGCUUCAACCCCAACGCCUAUUCCAUACCUUUCGCAGUCAAAGAACCCAUUUAUGGCAGUAUGAACGCAUCGGUGUACGAGUUCACGGCACCGGGAGUGAUAAUCGCCACAAUACACGUGACCACGAUGCUUUUCUCGUCCCUCCUCAUUGUGAUUGAGCGAAAGGACGGACAUCUGGACAGAGCACUGGUGGCCGGCGUUAAUUCGGCAGAGAUUCUCAUUUCACACAUAAUUAUGUUGUUGUGUUGUGUUUCCGCCAAAUCUAUUCUGUUAAUGAUUUUCUCAUUCAUUGUGUUUGACAUUCCCCUCAAAGGA
Molecule: messenger RNA, 1542 nt
Organism: Oppiella nova
Lineage: Eukaryota; Metazoa; Arthropoda; Arachnida; Sarcoptiformes; Oppiidae
Source: the annotation of a GenBank genome assembly